This is a messenger RNA of Lathyrus sativus (Indian pea), 4341 nucleotides long. The record is from the annotation of a GenBank genome assembly. Lineage: Eukaryota; Viridiplantae; Streptophyta; Magnoliopsida; Fabales; Fabaceae.
AUGACGAAUAAGGGCAAAACAAACGCAAAGGGUAAAGCUCCCGCCGGGAAAGAUUCCGACGGAAAACGCAAGCGCGGUUACGACGAUGACAAAACAGGCGGCCUCAAGAGGAAGAAUCGAGGAGUCGUUCAGUUCUUCGAUGAAGAAGCAGCUGACAUCGACGACAGCGAAGAGAGUGACUGCAGUGAUUUAAGCGAUGAUUCUUAUGAAGAUGAAUUUGAGACUUUGUCAACAAGGAAUGUGUCAGAUAAGGGUCAGAGUAGCUUCCUGUUUUCCCCUAAACAGGAGCUUGUGGAUGAAAUAGAAUAUGAUAGACUGGCGGAAGAACGAUUUGGUUCUAGGUCUUACACUUUUGCUGGUGAUGAUGAGUUUGAGGAUAAACCAAUGGAUCAGAGUUCUUUACAUCAUGCUCUUAAGGAAUCAGUUCCAACCAUAUGGAAAGUUAAAUGCACUGUUGGGCGCGAGAGGCUUUCGGCUAUCUGUUUGAUGCAGAAGUUUGUUCACCUGAAAUCACUUGAUACUAAAUUGCAGAUAAUAUCUGCCUUUGCUGUAGAUCACAUGAAAGGAUAUGUAUAUGUUGAAGCUGAAAGGCAAUGUGAUAUAAAUGAGGCAUGUAAAGGGAUUACUGGUAUCUAUGCUACUCGGGUGCAAGCUGUUCCGAGAAAUGAAGUUUUUCAUUUGUUCUCUUUUAAAAUUAAAAAACCCGAAAUAUCUGAGGGCAUGUGGGCUCGUGUAAAAGCUGGUAAUUACAAGGGGGACUUAGCGCAGGUUGUAGCAGUGAAUAAUACGCGCAAAAAAGUUACCGUGAAACUGAUUCCAAGAAUAGACCUACAGGCUCUGGCUGCCAAAUUUGGUGGAGGAUGUCGCCAAAAAAACUCAGUACCAGCACCAAGAUUAAUCAGCUCCAGUGAACUUGAGGAGUUUCGACCUCUGAUCCAAAUUAGACGUGACCAGGACACAGGCAAGGUUUUUCAGGUUCUUGACGGCUUGCUCCUCAAAGAUGGAUAUGUAUAUAAGAAAGUAUCUCCUGAUUCAUUAAGUUUUUGGGGUGUUGUUCCCACUGAGGAGGAGCAAUUAAAGUUCGGGUCUUCUGAAAACAAUGAAUCAAAUGAUAUGGAGUGGCUUUCUAAUAUUUAUGGUGACACAAAGAAAAAACGGGUAAUAACAGCUGACAAGGGUGAUGGCAAAGGAGAGGGUUCAUCAGGUUCAGGAAAAGAUUUUGAAUUAUUUGCUCUUGUGUGUUUUCGCAAAAAGGACUUUGGUGUGAUAAUAAGCACGGACAAAGAUGGUACUUACAAGAUUCUAAGAGAAGGUUCAGAAGGACCUGCUGCUGUAACUGUUGAACGAAACGAAAUAAAAAGUGCGCUCUGUGAUCUUAAACUUAGUGCCCAAGACCUGCACAAUAAGACUAUAAUUGUUAAUGAUAACGUCAAGGUUCUGGAGGGUCCAUCCCAGGGUAAACAAGGUGUAGUUAGGCAUAUCUAUCGAGGGAUUGUUUUUGUGUAUGAUGGAAAUGAGGAAGAAAAUGGGGGUUACUUCACAGCUAAAGCUAUUAUGUGUGAGAAAGUCAAGCUUGCUGUUGGUGAUUUCAGUGGAACUGGAAAGGAUGGUGAACCAGGCCCUUUAGUCUUUGAUGAUCAACCAUCAUCACCAAGGUCACCACUGUCACCGAAAAAGCCAUGGGAAACAAGACAAAGUGAUCGCGAGUUUAACCGUGGGGACAGUGACAGCUUGUUUGCUAUUGGCCAGACCUUGAGAAUUAGGAUAGGUCCUUUGAAGGGAUACCUCUGCCGUGUCACUGGCAUACGUCGCUCCGAUGUUACUGUGAAACUAGAUUCUCAACAAAAGUUUCUUACAGUUAAAUCUGAGCACCUUUCUGUGGUUCAAGGGAAGAGUACCGCAGUGUCAACAAGUGAUGAUCCAGAUUCGAGUUCAUUGAAGCCAUUUGAUUUGCUGGGUGGUGCCGAAGGCGGCUCUGGAGGUUGGAUGAAUAAUAAUGCGGGAACGUCUACCGGAGGCGGUGGAUGGAAUGCUGGAGAAACCUCCACUGGAGGAGGUGGAUGGAAUGCUGGAGAAGCCUCUACUGGAGGAGGUGGUUGGAAUGCUGGACAAACCUCCACUGGAGGUGGUGGAUGGAAUGCUGGAGAAACAUCAGCUGAAAGGAGUGCAUGGUCUAAUACUUCAGCUCCAAGUUCUGUGCCAGGGUCUACCUCGGAUCCCCCCAACUCUCACGGUAAUGCAGAAGAUAACGGCUGGGGCACUAAAAAUACUUCAACUCCAAAGCCAUCAUGGGGUGCUGCAGAGAACACGGGAGUCACAUCGGAGCCUGAUCAGUCUGGUGGCUGGGGAAAAGAUGUAGGCAGUUCGGGUCAGGCAGAGCUUAACGGCAAUCAGAAUACUGCCUGGGGCACUAAAAGUACUUCAGCUCCAAAGCCCUCAUGGGGUGCCACAGUGAACACUGGAACCACAUCUGAGCCAGAUCAAUCUGGUGGAUGGGGAAAAGGUGGAGGUAGCUCGGGUCAGGCAGACCUUAAUGACAAUCAGAAUACUUCCUGGGGCAUUAAAAGCACUUCAACUCCAAAGCCCUCAUGGGGCGCUGCAGUGAACACUGGAACCACAUCUGAACCAGAUCAAUCUGGUGGAUGGGGAAAUGGUGGAGGCAGCUCGGGUCAGGCAGAGCUUAAUGACAAUCAGAAUACUUCCUGGGGCUCUAAAAGCACUUCAACUCCAAAGCCCUCAUGGGGCGCUGCAGUGAACACUGGAACCACAUCUGAGCCAGAUCAAUCUGGUGGAUGGGGAAAAGGUGGAGGAAGCUCGGGUCAGGCAGAGCUUAAUGACAAUCAGAAUACUUCCUGGGGCACUAAAAGUACUUCAACUCCGAAGUCCUCAUGGGGUGCUGCAGUGAACACUGGAACCACAUCUGAACCAGAUCAAUCUGGUGGAUGGGGAAAUGGUGGAGGCAGCUCGGGUCAGACAGAGCUUAAUGACAAUCAGAAUACUUCCUGGGGCUCUAAAAGCACUUCAACUCCAAAGCCCUCAUGGGGUGCUGCAGUGAACACUGGAACCACAUCUGAGCCAGAUCAAUCUGGUGGAUGGGGAAAUGGUGGAGGCAGCUCGGGUCAGGCAGAGCUUAAUGACAAUCAGAAUACUUCCUGGGGCAAUAAAAGUACUUCAACUCCGAAGCCCUCAUGGGGUGCUGCAGUGAACACUGGAACCACAUCUGAGCCAGAUCAAUCUGGUGGAUGGGGAAAAGGUGGAGGCAGCUCGGGUCAGGCAGAGCUUAAUGACAAUCAGAAUACUUCCUGGGGCAAUAAAAGUACUUCAACUCCGAAGCCCUCAUGGGGUGCUGCAGUGAACACUGGAACCACAUCUGAGCCAGAUCAAUCUGGUGGAUGGGGCAAGAAAAGCGAAUGGAGCUCGGGAAACAGUGGAAGCCAAGCUUCAGAUGUGAACAAAAGUAAAUGGAAUUCUGGUAAUUCUGAUCCCCAAUCUCAAAAUUCAAAUUGGGGAAAAAACAACUGGAAUUCUAGUUCUGGUGGUGCAAGUGAAGGCACUAAUUGGAGUAGCAAUGAAGGUCAAAAUGAAACUUCUGAUGACGGAGGUGGGGGAAGGGGAGGUUAUCGUGGUAGAGGUUCCUCUGAUCGAGGUGGCUUUAGAGGUAGAGGGUUUCGGGGUAGAGGAGAACGUGGGGGCUUUGGUGGUAGAGGUAGAUCAGAUAAUGAAGGUUUUGGUGGUAGAGACAGAGGAUUUGGAGGAGGCAGAGGUCGUGGUUGGAACAAUAGUCGCGAUUCUGGUGAGGAUGGAUCCUCUGGCUGGAAGAAUAAUAGUGGGUCUGGGGCUUGGAACCAAAGUAGUGGUGAGAAGAAGCAUGGAGGGAGCUGGAGCCAUGAAAAUGCAGAUAAGGAGCGUUCAAGUAAUGCUGGAGGUGGUAGUAAUAAGCCGUGGCAGAGCUGGACUUCAGCAAGUGGUGGAGCUAGCGGUGGUUGGAACAGUGAUGGGCCAGGACAGGGGACAGAAAAUAAAGGCGGUGCUGGCUGGGCAAAGGGAACGGAUUCCGGUGCUGGCUGGACUAAGGGAACGGAUUCCGGUGCUGGCUGGGCUAAGGGAACGGAUUCGGGUGCUGGCUGGGCAAAGGGAACGGAUUCGGGUGCUGACUGGGCAAAGGGAACAGAUUCUGGUGCUGGCUGGGCAAAGGGAACAGAUUCUGGUGCUGGCUGGGCAAAGGGAACCGAAUCUGCUCCAGAUAACGGGCAACCGUCUAGUUGGAAUGAAUCUGCAGCAAAUGGUGCUGCAGGUUCGUGGGGCAAGAAAAAUGACGGUGGUAGCAAAGGUGGAUGGUGA